GCGAGUUCGCCGUCGUCUGCACACAGCGCGGCCAGCGGCGUCAUUUCUUUGCCUUUAUUUUGCUUUCUUAGCUUGAGCUUGUAUUAUUUUCCCAAAUUUACCGAAUCUCUGUAUUCUACGCCGCUUACGUUCCAGCUACGUUCUGAACCAAGAGCUACCUUUAAAAUGAAGCCACAUACACGUCAAAUUUCGAUAGGCCCGUAGGGUUACCCCCCGUUUUGUUUGUACUUUUAUGUAUGUGUGCUUUUGUGCCUCUUACGAUGGAAAUCGAAUCUCCCUAAGGCAUCACGUAAGCCGCCAGCCCCCACAUAAGAGAUCGGGGCACAUUCGGGCAUCGCGUAAACUGUUUGCGUGUUGAUGAAUCAGAAACGACUCAUGCGGGCCAGGAAGAGACUCUGCUGCUCGACCGAACCGUAUUCGUCGACUACAAUCUCCAACUGCCAAGAUGCGGCCCUUCUGCUGAGGCUACACCUGGAUUUGCGUAGCCAGCGCGUCGCCGGGGAGACCAAGUCGGCGCUGCAGAUGUUGCGCUCCAUAUUCCCGUCGGACAAGUUCUUGGCCGGCUUUCCCGCUGUCGCUAUGAGGCACCAGCUCUACGCCAUGGUGCAGAGCAGAGUAGACGUUGACAAGGCCUUGACGGAGAUGAUGGACCGUCGCGAGGUACGAGUCUUCCAGCUGGGUCCAAACGAAACAGAUGCGGCUGUGCUCUUCACAGAGGAUUACCUCAUUUACGUGCGGCAAAGGAGUGGACACAAUCCAGCAGUAGAAAAGUUCCUGGAAAAGGUUGUUAUGCAGUCCCAAAAUGUCAGCUACAGCCACACUUGCUUGGCUACGGAGUACAGCCUAUGUGAUACUGAAAUCAGUGAACUGGAGCACUUGGGACUGCUUGUGCCACGUGGGAUAGGCAACGACGGGUACCACUGGUGGCUCGGUGUUCCCGGCACAGCCUGCUUCCUGUGGACGCUCGUCCGUGGUCGCGCCGCCCUCCUCCAGACACUCCGAAGGUCAAAGCACCAAGAGCUGUCACGUGCCGAGUUGGAGAGUCGGCGACUACCCCGCGGGACCAAGCUGGGCAUUGGGUAUUUCGUCUACGAUGCCAUAGGGGCCAACCUUGUGACUUGCGUGAAGACAACGUCCGGAGAUGUGCUCAGGUUGAGAGAGUGAGGGGAAGAGGACAUGUACAUAGUCUGACUGUGAGUGUUUGUGCGUGGAAUGCGCGUUAUGGACCAACGGGCAACGGUGAAAAUCUGUGUGGAACACCACUGUGUCGAAAUCUAUGGAUCCCGGUCUCCUUUGUGCCAGAGGACAGUAUGAAGUCAUCUAGGAAUAUAAUUCUGCCAUAAAGAAAGCCCUUUCAUUCGGGCACUGAGCUGUUCA
Molecule: messenger RNA, 1377 nt
Organism: Rhipicephalus sanguineus (brown dog tick)
Lineage: Eukaryota; Metazoa; Arthropoda; Arachnida; Ixodida; Ixodidae
Product: serine/threonine-protein kinase 19-like
Biological process (GO): positive regulation of Ras protein signal transduction; protein phosphorylation
Molecular function (GO): protein serine/threonine kinase activity
Source: RefSeq, a predicted model, not a curated record